Messenger RNA from Zingiber officinale, 1370 nucleotides. RefSeq lists its product as uncharacterized. The record is from RefSeq and is a predicted model, not a curated record. The transcript is spliced from 6 exons. Lineage: Eukaryota; Viridiplantae; Streptophyta; Magnoliopsida; Zingiberales; Zingiberaceae. The coding region runs from base 187 to 1308 and encodes 373 amino acids.
GGUAAACCUGCCGAUUUCUGCCGAUUUCUGCACGCCGAUUUCUGCAGAUUUCUUCGCGCCGAUUUCUUCGUGCUGAUUUCUUCGUUCUCCUGUGCAUCUUGCUCGCCGAGUCGCCGAGUCGCCGUCUUGCUCGCCGAGUCGCCGAGUCGCCGAGUCGCCGAGGAUCUCCUGCUCCCUCUCAACAGGAUGUCUAGUUUGGAUGGUAGUAGUUCAGGUGCUAAUGAAGGUGGAUCAGGAGGUGAUGGAAGAGGUAAACAAACGACAUGGAGACAACAAUCUUGUAGUAGAGUUCUCGAGAAGGCAUUAAAAAAGCAAAAAAAAGAUAAAUUGAAGGUUGAAUUUGAAGAGCAUACUGGAGGUAGUCUUGGAGAAAAUGGAAAAUGGUUUAAUAACUUGAUAGCUCAAAUAGUUCGAGACACAAUAUCUCCUCGUAUUACGAAUUGGGAGGAUGUCUCUUUGGCCGAAAAACAACUCAUAUUUGACCGUCUUGAUAACAAAUUUGAAUAUGAAAAGACGAACUUGGUGAUUGCGGAGGUAGAGCGUCUUGCCAUGAGAGCUAUUCGAGAAGGAAGGUGUAAGAUGAGGAGGCAUUGGAAACAACUCGGGGGACUUGGAAAUAAAGAUUCACCAAAAAGGAAGCCGUACAAGGGAGUAAGCCAAGAUGAUUGGGAUUUUCUUUGUAAUUAUUUUGGCACAAAAAAACAAAUGGAAAUAUCUGAAAAGAAUACUAAUAAUCGUUUUAAUAGGCCACUUGAAGGUGCACAUGGAUCGAAAACUUUGGUGCAACAUUAUCACAUAGCUGCUGAUCCUGUGACGGGAGAGCUUCCGAGUGUGGUUGACACCUUCGAGAAAUUUUUUCACAAAGGAGGACAAUGGAAGAAUGAUUGGGCUGCACAAAAACAUGCUGAAAUGGUAGAUCUUCGAUUGACUCAAUCAGAAAGUGAAGAGUUCACCUCUACGGUUGAUAAUGUACGCCAGCCAAAGGAUGUCAAUAUCAUGACACAAGUCUUAGGCUCACGGUCUCGUUACGUGAAGGGUUUAGGUCCAUUACCUAAACUAUCUGUAGUGGGUGGUUCUAGAGCCACAAACAUCAGUUCAAGGCAUCAUGAUGAUUAUGGAAAAUUUACAACUAUGCAGAAAACAAUCGAUGAACAGAAUCUGACUAUACGUGAACAGCAUCAAAAAUUUGAAGCAUUAUUGCACCAACUUCAACAGGUCAUUCCUGGCUUCUCAUUCCAGCCUCCACCAACAUGCUCUUCAAUUCGACCUCCUCCACCACCUCCCCCGCCUCCAUCAUCGACUAUGUAGUUUUUUAUUUUGCAACAUUAUGUAAUGCACAUUUCACUACUUAUAUGUUCUUUUGGAUAAUA